This is a messenger RNA of Erigeron canadensis, 991 nucleotides long. RefSeq names its product osmotin-like protein. NCBI's taxonomy places the organism in Eukaryota, Viridiplantae, Streptophyta, Magnoliopsida, Asterales, Asteraceae. Gene Ontology annotation, cellular component: extracellular region. The transcript has a single exon. Gene Ontology annotation, biological process: defense response. Bases 38 to 781 code for a protein of 247 amino acids. The record is from RefSeq and is a predicted model, not a curated record.
UUUUUAUCUACACUUCACCAACAAAACAUCUCAAAAAAUGACUACUCACACUUUCACCACCCUCUCAAUCUCCCUCCUCCUCCUCCUCCUCCCUCUCACCACCACCGCCUCAAUGAUCCUCACCGUCGUCAACAACUGUCCCUUCACCAUCUGGCCAGCCAUCCAACCAAACUCCGGCCACCCAGUUCUCGAAAACGGCGGUUUCGCCCUCAACCAACAUUCCCAUCGCUCCUUCCCGGCCCCACCAACCCACUGGUCCGGCCGCAUCUGGGCUCGAACCGGCUGCACCCACACAUCCAACCAUAAAUUCACCUGCGCCACCGGCGACUGCGGUGGCAAACUAGAAUGCAACGGCUUAGGCGGCGCCACGCCAGCCACUCUAGCCCAAUUUUCUCUCCAUCAUUCUCACACUGACCAAUCAUCUUACGCCGUUAGUUUAGUCGAUGGUUUCAAUGUACCUAUGACUGUGACCCCACAUGAAGGAAAAGGCGUGUGUCCUGUUGUUGGAUGUAAGGUGGAUUUGUUAGCCACGUGUCCUUGGUCGUUACAAAAACACGUGGAUGGAAAAGUCGUGGGAUGUAAAAGUGGGUGUGAAGCUUUUAACACAGAUGAGCUAUGUUGUAGGGGGCAUUUUAAUAAUGCGAAUGUUUGUAAAGGAUCAAAAUGGUCUGAUUUUUUUAAGAAAUCUUGCCCUGCUACUUUUGCUUUUGCUCAUGAUAGUCCGUCGCUAAUGCAUGAUUGUUCGUCGCCAAAAGAGCUUAAGGUUAUUUUCUGUCACUAAAAUAAUUUAGGGCACGUGGUGUUAAUUUUAGGUUUAAUUAGUGUGGUAUUUGGAAUAAGUAGUACUACUAGUUAUAUUAGUGGUUAAUUUAUGAUUUUAUGUUGGUAGUUGUGGUUUGUUUUCUUGUUUGUUGUAUGGAACGUGCUAUGUAUUUGGAAGUGUAAUGUAGUGGUAGUAAUAUUUAAUGGAAUCUCACUUGGUGUUUCUCUA